AUGGGCAUGGAAGAAGCCCUUCCAGUUCGGCAGCGAGAAAAGCUCAGAGACGAAUUACUGGCAAAAAAAGACCGAUUCGUCCUUGGUAUCCCUAAGGUUGAGCUUCAUCUUCAUCUUGAAGGGACAUUGACGGCCGAGCUACGAUGGAAGUUGACUCGAAGAAAUGGAACCACGCUCAGGAUUGCCAGCCAUGGUCCAGAGCUUACUAGUCUGGAGGACACGCAGGCUGCAAUGGACCUGCUCCGGCCAGAUCCUAGUCGUGUCAACAAUGACGAAGAGCGAUUUCAAUUCUUUGAGGCCUAUUACGAAGGCUUUGAGGCUGUCAAAAUGAAGGAAGAUUUCUUUGAUUUGGCCAUGCACUAUCUGGAACAUGCUGCCAAGAUGAAUGUUCGUUACUGUGAGCUCUUCUUUGAUCCUCAAGGCCACACAAGUCGCGGAACUUCUUGGCAAGUAAUGAUGGAUGGUUUCCGGGAAGCUCAGAGAAAGGCCGAGACAGACCUAAACGUGUCAUCAGCAUACAUCAUGUGCUUCCUCAGAGAUCUCUCUCCAGAAUCGGCAAUGGAACACUACAAGGCAGCACUGCCCUACCGCGAUAUCAUCGUAGGCAUCGGUCUGGAUUCAAAUGAGGAGGAUCGACCACCGAAACUUUUUGACGAAGUCUUUUCCCUGGCCAGACGUCAUGGCUUCAAGCUUACAAUGCAUUGCGAUGUUGAUUCAAAGAAUGCACACGAACACAUCAAACAGGCCGCAUCUGCUGUUGCAGGUAAUGGACUUGACCGUAUUGACCACGGUCUUAACGCUGCGGAAAACCAGGACUUGAUCGACCUGAUCUUGAAGCGUGAUUUAGGCAUGACUAUCUGCCCUUGGUCAUACCUACGACAUACGACGUUUGCUGAGCUUGGCCCGAAGAUCCGUACCCUGUAUGAUGCAGGAAUCAAAAUAAGCAUUAAUAGCGACGAUCCAGCAUACAUGGAAGACUGCUGGAUCUUGGAAAACAUACUACUGGUGAAGCAUCUGUGCGAUUUCGACGACAACGACGUUGCUACCUUGGCAAGGAACGCUGUUAACUCAUCCUUUGCAAAGCCUGCCGUUAAGGAGAAAAUCCUGCAAGAGAUUGACGUGGUUUACAACAGAUUUCACCCUCCACAGUGA
Exophiala aquamarina CBS 119918 is the source of this 1152-nucleotide messenger RNA. Its product is annotated as adenosine deaminase. NCBI's taxonomy places the organism in Eukaryota, Fungi, Ascomycota, Eurotiomycetes, Chaetothyriales, Herpotrichiellaceae. Gene Ontology annotation, cellular component: cytosol. Bases 1 to 1152 code for a protein of 383 amino acids. Gene Ontology annotation, biological process: purine ribonucleoside monophosphate biosynthetic process; hypoxanthine salvage; adenine catabolic process. The record is from RefSeq and is a predicted model, not a curated record. The transcript is spliced from 2 exons. Gene Ontology annotation, molecular function: adenine deaminase activity.